Molecule: messenger RNA, 618 nt
Organism: Daldinia childiae
Lineage: Eukaryota; Fungi; Ascomycota; Sordariomycetes; Xylariales; Hypoxylaceae
Exons: 2
Coding region: 1-618 (205 amino acids)
Source: RefSeq, a predicted model, not a curated record
AUGGCUUUCGACCAAGCCCGAGACCUCCGAAGCUUUGCUCAGGACUCGAAGCGGUUCAAGGAGCGCGUAGAAAAGUGGUCGCGGGGAUCUCGACCUUCGGCUGGGUGCAAGUACAGCUGGGUAGAAGAUGCAAUCAUCACAGGGAGCGAAAGCCAACGUGAGAAACUUCGGCCUGAGGGAACUCUCCACCACUCCAAUCGCUUAGCAAGCCAGAACAUCGUCAAACCGCGUGAUAAGGAUCGAUAUGACCUCCGAUCGAGCUACUCGCGUGCCAAGAUAGACGCAUUAGAAGAACUACACGACCCAUCCAAUGUCUCGCAAUCCCUCUAUGAUCUCUUACCAUCAUCUCAGACCCGACGAGGCUCUAGUAUUUCGGAUAACGUCCUUUAUAGCUUCGAUAGGGUUGAAAGUCCGGGUAAACCACUGACGCUGGACGUAUUCGUGAAGACGAACCCGAAGGAGACGGAAAAAUUCGUGGAAAAGGAGUACGAAAUCCUUGACAACAACGGGGAUGCUCUAAGGGGUCGAAAAGCCCGGCAGAAUCUCCGUCGAAGGAACCACACACCAGCGGCACAAGAAUCUGACAUCAUCGAAGAUGACGGUUUUGAACUUGUAUAA